This is a messenger RNA of Closterium sp. NIES-65, 3042 nucleotides long. NCBI's taxonomy places the organism in Eukaryota, Viridiplantae, Streptophyta, Zygnematophyceae, Desmidiales, Closteriaceae. The record is from the annotation of a GenBank genome assembly.
AUGCCUGCUCGUGCCACUGCCAGCACGCCCCUGCUCAUGACAGCUCGCGGGCCUGUGGAGUUGCAUGACCUGCGUGGCAUGGCAGCAUACGCGGAUGCUGCUGUUCCAAACAACGCCCCUGUUACUGCUGCGACCACACCCCUGCUUAUGCCUGCUCGUGCCACUGCCAGCACGCCCCUGCUCAUGACAGCUCGCGGGCCUGUGCAGGAGCAUGACCUGCACGGCAUGGCAGCAUACGCGGUGCAUUCGCAUCUGCUGUACCAGCUGGUGGGGAGGGACCCUGAAGGGAGAACAGCACGGAGUGAGUUCAAGGGGCUGCAUAUAGGCACGUUCCAACAGCACUUGCAGAACCAGUAUGGCAUAUCGCUGCAUUACCCCGACCAACGUCUGUACAACAUAUUGCUGCAGCACCCUGACCAGCCUCUGUUUGCUGUGUGCCAGUUGAAGCCAGAGCUGCACAACGCACUGCUGCUGCGGCAGGCACCAAAAUCCCGUUUGUCUGUGCUUGUGUGUGCCGGCAGGUCCCCCUUGCACCACCCUCCCUCCCUCCUCUCCCUUCCAUCACCGCCUUGCAUCGCCCCCAUGACAUCACCCGUCCCUCAUGGACCCUUGGGAUCUUCUCAACAGGGCGCUCCAAGUCGGUCCAUUCAGCUUUACAACUCAUCCUGCGAAGAAAUUCACCCCGCCCAUCGCCCCCAUUACAUCACCCCUCUUGAAGUGGACCCUUGGGAUCUUUACAACAGGGCUGUCCAAGUGAGGCGAGACGAGCAGACGCCUGUACCUGCCAGUGCUACAGUGGGGAUGGCUGUAGCAGACACGGCUGUAGCUGACAAGGCUGUAGCUGAUACAGUUGCAGCUGACACGGCUGAAGCAGAGACGGGUGCAGCAGAGAAGGGUGUAGAAGAGAGGGCUGUAGCAGAGAAGGUUGAAUCAGAGAAGGCUGCAGCAGUGAAGGCUUUACCAGAGCAGGCUGUAGCAGUCAAUGUUGCAGCUGACAGGGCUGUGGCAGACAAUGCUGUAGCAGACACGGCAACAGCAGGGAGGGAGCAGCAGAAGCAGGCAGAGCAGCAGCAAAGCACAGGGCAGGAAAAUGCAGCUAAGGGGGAGCAGCAGCAGGGCAGGGAGAAGGACAGGGGGGGACAAACAUCAUAUCUCCCUCGGGAGAUAUCGUACCUCCCAUUGGAGCUACUGGUACCGGUGUUUCCGAUGCAGCACGUGCUCUUUGCCUCGCUGCUCCCCUCGCUGUUCUACCACCUUGACUGCCUGCUCACUGACCGGGAUAUCUGGCGAUUCAUUCUACUGCGUGCCCUGGGAUGCCCCGGCGUCGGCACCUACGAGAAUGCAUCAAUGCCUCUCAACUCAACCACCCCUUUCCACCCACCAACAUCCCUCCCUCUUCCAUUCCCCCUCUCAGCUCCUGCGCGCCCUGGAAUGCCCUGGCCAUACGCUGAGAGCAUUGCCGCGAUGCAAUCACAUGCGCCACACAGCGAGUCGUCCCUGCCACCAGUCUCCAAGAGACGGCCAGCUGGGCCGUCAUACGUUCACUUGAGACGGCACUGCGUGAAGCUGGUGUCAAACAAGCACCUGGCAGCGCGGGCAGUUAAAGCCGGAGUGCCCGCCCUCGUUCGCUGCAAGCCCUUCACACCCACGGAUUGGAUCGGCCCCCUAGUCCCUCCCACGCACGCUGUGCUGCUUCUGGCUGACUCCCUCUCUCACUCGCUCCUCCAACCACACUCCCCCUCACACUCUCGAGCUACCGCAUCUUCCCAGAACCCUUCUCCUAGCCCCAAAGCCCUUCUGGACUCCGCCUUUGCCUCGUUGGCAGUGGCACAGCCAGCAGCCAAGUCAGCGAGCCGUUCAACCAAAAAAAGGCUGGCUGACGUGGCAGAGGCCUUGGUGGGCGCCAGCUGGCGGUGCGGCGGCGCUGACAUGGCGCUGCCGGUGCUGAGGUGGCUGGGCCUGCCUACGAAGGGCGUGGGGGAACUGUUGAGGGGAGAGACGGGGUGGAGGGGGAGAGAGGCGGAGGGGGUGGCAAAGAGAGGGGUGGUGGGCGUUGCAGCAAACCCAGAUAUGGCGCUGGACGUGCCAUCAGAGGGUGUGGGAGAGCUGCUGAGGGGAGAGAUGGGGUGGAGGGGGAGAGAGGUGCUGAGGGGAGAGAUGGGGUGGAGGGGGAGAGAGGUGCUGAGGGGAGAGAUGGGAGCACGAGAGAUGGGAGCACGAGAGAUGGGAGCACGAGAUGAGAGAAUUGGAGCAAAGGGUGAGUGCCACGUGGCAGCAGCUGGCUGGCUGCUGGAGCUUCAGAAUGCGAUGGGGUAUCGAUUCAGAAAUGAGGGGAUACUGAAAGUGGCGAUUCGGGAGGAGGGGUUGAAGUGGCAGAGACGGUUUGUGUUCCUGGGGGAAGCUGUGCUGGACUUUCUUCUCAUGCACCACAUGGUGCAAGCAACAUCUGUGACGGCCCAUUCUCCUGCCGCCACGUCACCACAUGCCACGUCAUUGCACGCUGCCAUGCCUUCGCACGUUGCCACGUCAGCGCACGCCACCCGGCCGUCCCCGCACCAGCUAACGAACCUGCGCAUGGUUGUGAACAACAUGAAGCGGUUUUGCCAGCUGGCGGCGUGCCGUGGGCUGCUGCGAUUGGUGCGCAAGAUACAGCGGGCGGCGAAGGCUGCUGCUGCCGAUGCAGCUGAGUUGGCACAUGUGGCUGCUUGGGAAUCGGGAAGGGAGGAGGAGGGGAAGGAGAAGGAGAAGGAUGGGGAGGAGGAGGGGAAGGAGAAGGAGAAGGAUGGGGAGGAGGACGGGAAGGAGGAAGUGAAUUUCAGUAGAGAAGGCAGGGUUGGAUCACAGAGGAUGUUACAGCAGGCUGUAAUCAAGAGAGGGGAGGCCGUGGGGAGAGGGGAGGACGUGGGGAGAGGGGAGGACGUGGGGAGAGGGGAGGACGUGGGGAGAGGGCAAAUGGGCAAUGGUGAUGACAUUGAUGAUGAACAGAAGCCGUUCCGCAAGGUAACGCCGUGUAACCAUAUGAGCAAGCAGGUAAUUAUGUAA